Molecule: messenger RNA, 315 nt
Organism: Insectozyma verbasci
Lineage: Eukaryota; Fungi; Ascomycota; Pichiomycetes; Serinales; Debaryomycetaceae
Source: the annotation of a GenBank genome assembly
AUGAUUCCAUCAUUAAGAUCCCUUGGGGGAUAUGUAUGGAAAUUCAACCCUAGAAUAACAGAAACUCAAAAACAAUCAAUGAGAAAAAGAAUGAAAACUAUAGAUUCAAAUAUUGAAAAUAUAACCAUGGCAUUGUCAAAUUCAAAUCAUUCAAAAAUUCAAUUUUGGAAAAAUGAAUAUCCUAAAUCUAGUGAAAUGGAUUCAAGAGAUAAAUAUACUACUUUUAAUCCUCAUUAUAAAGAUUAUAGAAAACCUGUUCAUCGUGUUCCUAAAUGGACUAAAUUAUCAUUUAGACUGAAUCCAAAACAUUUCUGA